AUGUCAUCCAUUGAUAACUUCAAGCAGCUAAGUAGUUCCUUUGUCUGUCAUUUUGUCGGCGGGCAAUGUCCAAAAAGGACUGCUGACCAUUUGCUCACCAUCAAACAAGGAGAGAAGGAACCAUUGAGGUCUUAUGUAACACGCUUCACCCAGGAAAUGCUGGAAGUAGACGAGGUGGAUGAUAAGGUACAGUUCACGACCUUUAAGGCAGGGUUGAAGUCCAAAGAUUUCAUGGCUUCCUUGGCCAAAAAUCCCCCCAAAACGAUGGCCGAGGCAUUAUUGAAAGCACAGAAGUAUAUGAAUGCUGAAGAAGCUCUGGUAGCCAUUGAUGGAGCAAAAAAAAACAAGGAAAAGAAGAAGAAGAAGGAGGAUGAUCGGAGAGGACAAAAAAAAGAUCAAAUUCUGACGGAAAUAAGAGAUGAACCUUCUCUUAAAUGGCCGAGGCCACUCCAUUCAUCGCUUAGUCUAUGCGACAAGAGGAAAUACUGUUGUUUUCACAAAGAUCAUGGGCACUACACAGAGGAUUGUAGAGAUCUGAAGGAGCAGAUUGAAGAACUUAUACAGAAAGGAAAACUACAACAAUAUGUGAAAAGGGGAGAUUCCAGCAAAUACAGCCAGAAAGGUCAGCACGGGGGCCCUAAGAGGGAUGAAGACCGCCUAUCACCUCGUCCACAGAAUGCAUUAGGAGAAAUAAAAACUAUCGCAGGGGGACCAACCACAGGGGGAUCAUUCAGAUCCCUCAGGAAGUCACACCAAAGGCAAGUAAAUAAUGUUCACAGUCUACCUCCUCUGAAGCAAAGACAGACAAACCAAGACAUGUAUUUUUCAGAAGAAGAUGCAAGGGGUAUAAAGCAACCUUAUGAUGACCCACUGGUCAUUAUGAUCAUAAUUGAGGGGUUCAAUACGAGGAGAGUUCUGGUAGACAAUGGGAGCUUGGUUGACAUUAUUUACCUUUCUGCCUUCCAGCAGCUAAAGCUAGACCCAAAAAGGCUUCGUCCUUUCAAGUCUCCCCUCGUCAGUUUCAAUGGAGACAAGACUGAUGGCCAGGAGCUCCACCAAGAUGAUUCUGUCAUGGUGUUUUCUUCAAGUGGGGGAUCUUCGUACGGGGAUCUUCGUACGGGGAUCCUGGAAGAGGAUGACUUCCUCUAG
Molecule: messenger RNA, 1149 nt
Organism: Quercus robur (English oak)
Lineage: Eukaryota; Viridiplantae; Streptophyta; Magnoliopsida; Fagales; Fagaceae
Exons: 3
Coding region: 1-1149 (382 amino acids)
Source: RefSeq, a predicted model, not a curated record